GAGGAGGGGAGGGCAACGGAAGAGGAGGGGUGACAUAUUUGCAACUUUUCAACUCUGCAGUGUGCGCUCACCCUCCCUUGACUCAUUUACCUGAGGCCCUUACACACAUUCACAGAGAGGUGCACAGACGGGGAUUAAGCAUUUUCAUUUUUGAAGACAGAGGAUUACGUCGUGUGCACUUUUUGGACACCUCGGAUACGAUCCUUGAGUUGCUGGUGUCAGACAGAAAGGCAUGGCACAGGGACAAAAGAGCCCCAGGUGGGCAUUGACCCAGCGCCCCUUCCACUUGGCACUGGGCCUGUGGCUCCUCCACCUCCUCGCCAGUGUCUCGGCAGCGGACGAGUACGACUACUACAGCUGGCAGUCGGACAACUUCCACAGCGGCCGCUUCUACACCAAGCAGCCGCAGUGCGUGGACAUACCGGCCGACCUGCGCCUGUGUCACAACGUGGGCUACAAGAAGAUGAGGCUGCCCAACCUGCUGGACCACGAGACCAUGCCGGAGGUCAAGCAGCAGGCCGGCAGCUGGGUGCCGCUGCUGGCGAAACGGUGCCACGCCGACACCCAGGUCUUCUUGUGCUCGCUGUUUGCGCCCGUGUGCCUGGACCGGCCCAUCUACCCGUGCCGCUCGCUGUGCGAGGCCGUGAGGGACAGCUGCGCUCCUGUGAUGGAGACGUACGGCUUCCCCUGGCCGGAGAUGCUGACGUGCGAUAAGUUCCCCAUCGACAACGACCUUUGCAUCCCCAUGCAGUUCACGGGCAACCACGCCACCCAGCCGCCAGUGUCAAAGGUGUGCCCUCCGUGUGACAACGAGCUGAAAGCGGACAACAUCAUGGAGCACUACUGCGCCAGCGACUUUGUCCUCAAGAUGAGAAUCAAGGAGGUGAAGAAGGAGAAAGGUGACAGGAAGCUGAUUGCGGCCCAGAAGAAGAAGAAAGUCUUAAAGCAGGGCGUGCUGCGCAAAAAGGACCUGAAGAAGCUGGUGCUGUACAUCAAGAACGGCGCCAACUGCCCGUGCUCGCAGCUGGACACCCUGGGCUCCAACUUCCUCAUCAUGGGCCGCAAAGUGGACCAGCAGCUGCUGCUCAUGUCCAUCCACAAAUGGGACAAGAAGAGCAAGGAGCUCAAGUUUGCCAUCAAGUACAUGAAGUCCCAUCAGUGCCCAACCUACCACACUGUGUUCCAGUGAUGCAGACCACCCAUCCAUUCUUACUCCACGCAUUCUUCACUUAUUUUACAAAUAAUACAACCUUGAUUCCAUAAUCCCGGAAAACACUGUCUCCGAUGUAUCUAAAGGACGGUGAAGCUUUUAUCUGCAUAAUACGGGAAGGAGGUUACAAUGUUUGUGUAUAAUGUUGAGGAGGAGCCUGUUCUCAUGACGCGUUAGUAGGACUUUAGUGGAAUUAGUUAAGGGUGUCCCGUUAUGAUGAUGAUAUCGGAUAUUGGUUUGAUAACAGCAAGAAAAACAAGUUUGGUCUUGCAUGUCAAAUGUGUGACAUGAUGUCCGAUACAAGCAGUGCUUUACUUGUGCAAAGGCGGACAGCCAGUUAACAUCUAAAUGCCCUCCAAUAAGCCCACAUGUUUGAUUUGUUCUUGUAUUGUAAUCAAGUCAUUGACAAAAAAGGUAAUUAUGGUAGGAUAUAAGCUACUAAGGACAGUGGUUCUUAACCUGGGUUCGAUCGAACCCUAGGGGUUCGGUGAGUCGGCCUCAGGGGUUCGGCGGAGGUCAAAACACACCCGACUCAUCGUGUAAAUAAAAACUUCUCCCUAUCGGCGUAUUACGGAUACGGCAACAGAACAAGUCAGACUGAUUUGCAGGUGUGUAAUUUGUUGUGAGUUUAUGCACUGUGUUGGUUUAGUUCUUUGAACAAGGUGAUGUUCAUGCACGGUUCAUUUUGUGCACCAGUAAAAAAACAUGGUAACAUUUUAGUAUGGGGAACAUAUUCACCAUUAAUUAGUUGCUUAUUAACAUGCAAAUUAGUAACAUAUUGGCUCUUAAUUAGUCAUUAUGAAGUACUUAUUAAUGCCUUAUUUGGCAUGGCCUUGUUAUAACCCUAACCCUCUAACCCUGGCCCUAACCCUCUAACCCUAACCAAAUAACUCUAAAUGAAGUCUUUGUUACUUAAAAUAUGUUCCCCUAGUGUCCAAAAAACUCUAAAUUAAGUCUUUUUUACUUAGAAUAUGUUCCCCUAGUGUCCAAAAAACUCUAAAUUAAGUAUUUGUUACUUAGAAUAUGUUCCCCAUACUAAAGUGUUACCAAAAACAUAUAACUUUGUCUUGAAUUUGAAAAAAAAAACAUUUUAUUUUUCACUAAAGAAGGGUUCGGUGAAUGCACAUAUGAAACUGGUGGGGUUCGGUACCUCCAACAAGGUUAAGAACCACUGUACUAGGAGCUUUCAGCUACACAACAGCUAUACACACAAUAGCACACAAGCUAGACAUACACAAUCAGAGUCCUUAAUUUAACAAUACUAAAGGGGAACUGCAUUUUUGGGAAUUUUGCCUAUCGUUCACAAUACUUAUGAGAGACAACUAGACAACUCCAUUCCAGAUGGUUAUUUAUAAAUAGGUUUGUGUUUUUCAUACCUACCAUUGUUCUCUGUUUGAGUAAUUGCACUCGAUCAAGCCUUUCUUUAUUUAAUUCCACAAUACAAAAUAAUACAAAUAUGUAUGAUUCAUGCUGAUAUUGUAACAGAUCAAUAUUGGUUUCAGCCAAUACUAAAUGCUCCAAUAUCGGUAUUGUAUCAGUUGGGACACCCUUAGCGUUAGUGCACCUUUCCUUAUUUAUGAAUUUUAAGUAACAAGACCUGCCUGUAAUCUCCCAAAACCAUGAGGUCCAACUAAAUCUUAAAAUCAAGGCUAAAAGAAAGUUCUUCCUGUAUGUUGGGGAGAGCGGGGUUAGUUAUUACAUCUCACUACCAGAGGACUCCUCUCUCACAUUGUGCUACAAGAAUUUACGAAAUUAGGAUCAGAGCUCGCCUACGUAGUCUUCUCUGGAGUAAGACAGUUUAAUUUGAGGACUUUCUGUGCUUUUCAUGUCAAAUUGUAAAUAUUCAGCUCUUCGAUAUUUGCUUCUAGGCUUUUACACAAAGGGUUAUAGUGUGAAGGGAAAUCUUUUUAUUGUUGUUGACUAGCUGUUUGACACAGUUUUUCGCCUGGAUUCUGGCCCAAAAAAAAAAAUCCAUUUGAGGUUGGUUGUCGCAUUCUCUUUGAGGUUGGUUGUCACACAUACGUACAUAUCCAUACAUAAAGGCAUACAGAUGUGUUUAAUAUUACUGGUCCUUGCUCGGUUUGUGUUUAGAUGAGUUAUGUUUUGUCAACUUUGACAAUGCAAUCACAUUUUCAAAUGUAGGUCUUCCUUUCUGCUUGUUAAAAAAAAACAUUUGUUGCCAAUUCAAAAUAAGACUGUGCCCGAGUGUCUAUGACAGUUUAUAUACAAUUUUUGUUACGAUGCAUUUGAUAAUAAUAGAUACGCAUUUCAAGCAAACACUUUAAAUGUUUACGCAGCUGACUAACUUUCCAAAGUGUUGCAAUUCUGCCUUUGAGCACAUAAAUUACGGCCAUUGUAACACUUGCACACACAUUAGCUUUGUCUGUCGUCAGCUAAUGAUAGCGAUUUAACUGCUUACUGUAUGUUCGCUAUCAUUAAAUGUACUGCAUAUCCUAUCAUAACAACAACAUAACUGCAAAUUGUUAAUUGCUUCUUUGGGACUGACUUGUGUACCUGAACGUCAGACUGAUUCCUCGGGUCGGCGAGCAAUUUUAAUUCAAUGCAAUUAGCAAUGGUGAAAAAUAUGGACUAAAAAAAUUAUGUUAAACAAAUAAUGGAAACAAAAGCUAGCCUGUGCACUGCAAAAAGUCAGUGUUUAAAAACAAGAAAAAAAAAAAAAUAGGGGUAUUUUAUUUGAACUAAGCAAAAGCAUCUGCCAAUAGAGCAAGAAAAUUCAAGACUUUCCAAAACAAGUAAAAUUAGCUAACCUCAAUGAACCCAAAAAUACCUUAAAAUAAGUGCACUUUUCUUGGUAGAAAAAGAGAGACCUUUUUGCUCAAUAUGUUGAAAAAUAUUCUUAAAUUAAAUAAAUGCUAGUGCCAUUAUCUUGACAUAAUGAUAUGCGCUCGGCAUCAUGAUUUUUUUUUUUCAUGCUUGAAGUAACAAAUUAUUACUUUAAAAAAGUAGUUUUAUACUUGUGAGUGUUGAUGACACAGCUUUGCAUCAGUUGAUAUUCUAGUUUCAAGCAUGUUUUACUCAAUAUAGGUCAUAAAAUCUUAGCUACAAGCUGUAAUAUCUUACUGAGAUCAUUUAGGACCAAAACCCUUAAAACAAGUAAAACACUCUAACAUAAAAUCUGCUAAUGAGAAUAAUUAUCUUAUCAGACAGAAAAUAAGCAAAUAUCACCCUUAUUUGAGAUAUUUAAUCUUACUUAGAUUCCAGUUUUUGCAGUGUGGUGUUUUUGUUAUAUUUUUGGGUAUUUUUUUUUGCUUCGAGCAAGUUGCAAACAGCCCCUUCAAGCUUCAAUUUAAUAUAGGUGUAUACAGUGUGACAACUAACCGUGUUCUUCCCUUCUACCGUAAAAUUCCGGACUAUAGACCGCUCCUUUUUUCCUAUGUUUUGAUUCAUGCGGCUUAUAAAAUGUAUUCGCUGACGGACAUAAUGCAUAUCGUUUUCAUUAAACACAUGCAAAUACACUAAGAGCUACUUUUUUCCUACGCUUUGAUUCAUGCGGCUUAUAAAAUUUCUUUACUGACGGCCAUAAUGCAAAUAGUUUUUAUUAAACACAUGCAAAUCCACUGAAAUGGUAUGUUAUUGUUUGUGCUAUGGCACCAUUUUUUUGGGACGAGUUCGCUCACUGCCGGUGCUGCUGGGUUAAUGCCUACAGUGUUUCCUGCUGUUGAACCGGAAGUACAAAUGCCGGUCCGUCUUCUAAUCGUUCAUACCGUUUCUACUCAUAUUGAUUCUUCAUUCAUCACUCCAAGCAACGUUUUUAAGUUUCACAAUAUAACUAAAACAAUUCAUACUUACUGAACUGUCCCAUGUGUUAUGUCUGUAGUGUUUUUACACAUAUUUGUACGUGCUAUCGUUAUGUAAAGAAGCUAGCGUCGUUAGCUUUAACUAAUAUGCUAAGACUUUCUCGAGUGUCAUUACAACGGCAUUCUUUUUGUAUCGUUUCAGUAUCACAAAUGCCUAAGUAAAUUCCCCAAAACGUCACCGUGGAGUUUUUGCGUCUGUUUAGCGGAUUGGAGAUGCCUGUUCUUUUUGAUCAGCUGUUUUACUGCCGUCUUACAGGCACCGAUUGAAAACAAUUAAGGUAUGUAAAUAAACAUUUACAAAAUCUUUCUGUGUAAAUAACUCAUAUCACAACAUACAUAUCUGCGGCCUAUAGUCCAGUGCAAUUAAUAUAUGGAAAAAACUGUUUUAUUUUUAAUUUAGUGGGUGCGGCUUAUAUACCCGUGUGCUCUAUAGUCCGGAAAAUACGGUACAUUUUAGGUAAAUAAUUGUUAUAUAAUAAACAUAAUAAUAAUUGGUAUGCAUUUCACAAACACACAUACAUUGCUGUGCUAGAACUAAAUAAAGUGUACUUUUUUAACGGUUUUCUACAAAACUUGUACACUAUUUAACAACAGUGUGUGCACAUAGUCAGUUAAAAUGACAAAUAAGAGUUUAAUCAGUCACAAUUUCAGGUGAAAUCAUGUUUGAUUAUGUAAUGAUUUUUGAGGGAGGGUUUUAUUUCUUUUAAAUUGCAGCAGUGAUUUGCUACAGGUGGACUGUGCAAUGGGCCGUGCAGCACAAAUGUCCCAGGAAGAACCCAAAAGUAGACAUAAAUGUAAUUACGUGCAAGAAUUAGGUAAUUCCGUCGCGUAGACAAUUAGGAAACCGUUUCUCCCCAUUGGGAAAGAAGAAUAGCAGAAGAGGAAGACGGAGCGCUGGGAGACACAUCGACUGGAUGAUAUUGGCACUGACUAGAAAAAUGAAAACUUCCACAUUUUUUUAAUGGAAGAAAGAAAGAAUGUUCCUUACAAGAAGACAAGUAAAGAGACUCUGGACAGAGCCAACAAUCUCAGCGGCACUCGUUUUUUUUAAAUCAAUUCUCUUUUUAUUCCUUUUUUUGUACUUUAUUAUUAUAAUUUGCUUCUGUGGUAUGAAAGCAGAUCUCAUACUUCAACACAUACAUACUUAACAACCAAAUUCACUGUUCUUGUCGCAAUAAAAGAUUAAAUUUAACCUUGACUAUUUUUUAUAAUCAGUCGCUGUUCUGUUGUUUUUGCAAAAUGUAAAUGAAUAAAGUAUAUUUGAUUUUUUUUAAGAA
Messenger RNA from Nerophis lumbriciformis (worm pipefish), 6305 nucleotides. It is a transcript of the gene sfrp5, whose product is annotated as secreted frizzled-related protein 5. Gene Ontology annotation, biological process: non-canonical Wnt signaling pathway; canonical Wnt signaling pathway. Gene Ontology annotation, molecular function: Wnt-protein binding. The record is from RefSeq and is a predicted model, not a curated record. NCBI's taxonomy places the organism in Eukaryota, Metazoa, Chordata, Actinopteri, Syngnathiformes, Syngnathidae.